This is a messenger RNA of Tetranychus urticae (two-spotted spider mite), 1749 nucleotides long. RefSeq names its product annexin A13. Lineage: Eukaryota; Metazoa; Arthropoda; Arachnida; Trombidiformes; Tetranychidae. The record is from RefSeq and is a predicted model, not a curated record. Gene Ontology annotation, cellular component: vesicle membrane; nucleus; plasma membrane. Gene Ontology annotation, molecular function: calcium-dependent phospholipid binding; phosphatidylserine binding; calcium ion binding.
AUGUAUUUUACUGACCCUGCAACUCCAUUGGUCACUCAACUACGCAUGAAAAGCCUUUGAAAUCAUCCAUUCGGAAUGAACUUGAAUUAUGUUCCAUUAUUAUUUCAUUUCAAAGUUUCCUUCCAUUACUGUUGAUUUGUUUUUAAUUCUGGUUUAUUCACAAUUCAAUCCAAGAUGUCUCUCAUUGAAGAAGCUCGUUGUCUGGAAAAGGCUUUAUUUCAAAGUGGUAACAAUAACCAUCUCAUUGUUGAUAUCUUGACUAGAUUAAACUCAAACCAACGUUUGAUUCUCAACUCAAGUUAUAGACAAAUUUUUCAUCAUGACCUAAUCGAAGACAUUCAAGCUGAACUUGGUGGAUUAUUUGAAGAUGCUUGUGUCGCUCUGCUCAAACCUUACACCGAAUUAGCUUGUGAUAUAAUUUAUCAAUCACUCGUGGGAGAUAAAUUUACUCUAUUGCCUAUCAUUGAUGUCUUCUUCACCCACAAUAAUGACCAGCUAAACUUGAUUCGGCAACAAUUCAUUCAAAAAUAUGGUGACGAUAUGAAUGAAUAUUUGAUUAAUAUUCCUGAUGCUAACUUAUUCAAAAUAACCGCUCGCAUAUUGAAUAUUGAGAGGGAAACAACUGACCAUGUUGAUUUGUAUUUGGCUUAUGAAGAAGUUGAUCAAUUGAACUCUUCAGGCCUUGGACUUUCUUGGACUCGUCAAAAUGAAUUUUUGGAUCUACUCUGUACUCGCAAUUUCAACCAACUUCAAUUGACUUUACAAAUUUAUGAACGAGUUACUGGUGAUAAACUUGAAGAUGAUAUCAGACGUUACUUUGAUGGUGAUCUCCAUGACAUUUUCUCAGCAAUCGUCUCUUGUAUUCGAUGCCCGGUUGAUUACUUUGCUGAAAGGAUUCGCGGCUGUUUAAAGGCAGGGAACAAUGAUCAAAAUAUUAUCAACAUCUUCGUCACUCGCUCAGAGAUUGACUUACCAGAAAUUAGUCGUCGAUACACAAGCUUAUUCAGAAAGCAAUUGAAAGAUGAAAUCCGGACAUCAAUGAGAGGCGAUUUCCGAAAGCUUUUAUUAGCUUUGAUUCGUGCCUCAGAUGGAAACUCAUGAUAGGAUCAACCUUGAACUUAUUGAAUCAGUAAUAUUAUGUUUUCCCCUCCGAUAAAUUACCAGCUAAAAUCAAGAUACAUACAAUUUUCAUCAAAUUGUAUGUUUUCAUGUACUCUGCGUGUAAGUAAAUUUUUAGUCGUAAAAUUUACUUCAUAUUUAUGACCUGAACAGUGUAAUAGAAUAGCAGAAGAAAUGAGUCUCAAGUUAACUAAACACCGGUUGAUUGUGCAAAUUAAUCAAAUCACAAGGUUGUAAUUGUUAGUCAACUAUUGUGUUUGUUUUGUCUCUAGUUAAUCAAGGUUCAAUUGUAAUCAAAAACAGAAGAGGAUAUUCCCCAAUAAACAAUAACAACCUAAAAAUGCUUAUUUUGAUUCAGCUCUAAAUUCAUCAGCAGGGUUCAGUAUGGAAGGUUAUCAAUUUGUUCAUUGAACGUUAACAACAAGUAUGAAUAAACCUUGUUUCAAGAUUAAUCAUUAAUGAUUAUUAGGCCCAAUAAUGUAAAUGAUGUUGAUAGAUUUACCUUUUGUUGUUUAAUUUUUAUCACAGUCAUGUUUUCCCAUAAGGUCAUGUUUAAGCAAAAAUCAACAUUUAUGUAUUUUUAUGAGUAAAAAUGAAUGUUUCAUUUUUAACGGAAUAAAAAUGUGAAGC